CUUCCACCGAGGCAAAGGCUGCUUUAGUUGAAGCUUCGCACACAGCUUCUUCUUCUUCUUCUGCUGCUGCUGCUGCUGCCGCCGCCGCUGUGACUCAGAAGUCCAGCACGAAUGGAGAUGGUAACACCAUGCUGCAGGCUACAAACAAAGCUGGAGAUGGCAGGUUGCAGGUAGUCAACGAGGAUCAGCAAUUCACUGAUCAAUUAUCCAACUAUCUUGGAAAAUGGGGCAUGAUAGACAAGGGCUUUGCCUACGAUGUGGUCGCUGUCUUUGGCUCCCAAUCUACCGGCAAAUCGACCCUCUUGAAUAGGUUAUUCGGGACGUCAUUCCAGGAAAUGAACGAAUCGAAGAGACAACAGACGACAAAGGGGAUCUGGAUGUGCCCUUCGGCAUACUCUUCGACCCUGGUCAUGGAUGUAGAAGGAACAGACGGGAGAGAAAGGGGGGAGGACCAAGACUUUCAGAGGAAGAGUGCCCUGUUCAGCUUGGCCAGCACCGAGGUGCUCAUUGUGAACUUAUGGGAGCAUCAGAUUGGGCUGUAUCAAGGAGCUAAUAUGGCUUUAUUAAAAACUGUGUUCGAGGUCAACCUUGGGCUCUUUGGAGGAGGUGGUGAUGAAGCCAACAAAGCAAAACCCAAAGAGAAGACCCUGGUAUUGUUCGUCAUCCGUGAUCAUGUCGGAGCUACCCCUAUGGAGAAUCUCACAGCAACUUUGACUCAAGACAUGGACAAGCUAUGGGACGGAUUAUCCAAGCCAGAACAUCUCGCCGAGGCUGCCCUCCAUGACUACUUUGAUCUCUCAUUCGCAGCGCUUCCUCACAAGAUUCUGAUGCCGGAGAAGUUUGAAUCAGCAGUCGUCGAACUGCGAAAACGGUUCACAGAUCGGUCCAGGGAGGACUAUGUCUUUCAGCCAACGUAUCAUAAGCGCAUACCAGCGGAUGGGAUAUCGUUCUACAUGGAGGGCAUCUGGCAACAAGUCCUCACGAACAAGGAUCUCGACUUGCCAACCCAGCAGGAGCUGCUGGCUCAAUUCCGAUGCGAUGAGAUUGCUGCUGGAGUCAUCGAGGCCUUUAGCUCAAGCUCUAAACCGGUCAGAAAGCCCGUCGAGACCGGUUUGGUCAUUCAGCACCUGGGCGCCAUGAUGAAUGAUUGGCUCCAUAUUGCAUUGGGCAAAUUCGACAAGGAUGCCUCAAGGUACCAUACCGGAGUCUACCAACGCAAGCGCUCUGACCUCCUCACCACGCUUCAUGCUUCCCUCUUACCGUUAUACCUCGGUCAAUUGAAGAAUCUCCACAAGCAAAUAUCUGCUCAAUAUGUCAAAGAUUUGACUGCCGGUCUUAAAGAGCCAAAUUACGACUUUGCCAAGGUCGUUUUAACGGCCCACGUCAAAGCCAGAGCAGACUUUCAGGCUGGUGCCAAAGCGACAAAGGUGGAUGAGACCAGCUGGACGGAUGAACAGGAGCUCGCUUCUCUUGAGGAGGAUCUCAAGGUGAUUGCGGACCGACUGAGAGCGGACGAGACGAAGAAGAUGGUCAAUGCGAUAGAGCGUACCGUCAGACGGCAUCUCGUUGAGCCAGUUGAGAUCGCCAUGAGCCAGCCCAAGCCAGAGAUGUGGGACGUCAUCUUGGAGACCUACGCCAAAGUUCUAUCAGAAGCUGAGGAGUCAUACUUAUCAAAAGCUCAGGGAUACAAUUGCUCUGAGGAAGAGAAUGAUGUCGCUUUGAUGUCCCUUCGCGCUCGGACAUGGCUGGUACUACGGCGCAAGCUCGAAGAGCAGGCCUCGGACGCAACGAUGCGGAACACUCUCCGGACAGCAUUUGAAGACCGCUUUAGAUAUGACGAUCAAGGACUACCUCGAGUAUGGAAGCCGGAUGAUGAUAUCGAGACUGCUUUCAAAAAGGCGAAAGACGAGACACUCAACCUUCUCCCUCUCUUUGCAGACAUUAAGCCCACAAAUCCCAAACUCGCUCCCUCCAUACCGACGCCGGAGCCCUCUUUCGAUGCUGAUGCCGAUCCUGUGUCGUUCGACGCGUCUACCGCCUUGAAUUUGCUGUCCCCCGCCAAACUUGUCUCGCUAGAGACACGAUUCAAACGAGAUGCCGAUGCUGCCUAUGUCGAGGCCAAGCGCAGCAUGGUAUCUUCCGUCGCUCAGAUUCCUCUGUGGAUGUACGGUGUCCUUGUCGCUCUUGGGUGGAAUGAAGCGAUGGCGGUUUUAUUUAAUCCUCUUUACUUUGCAAUGUUGCUUGUGCUUGGCGCCACUGGAUAUAUUAUCCUACAACUUGGACUGGCUGGACCUAUCCUUCAAAUCCUGAGGACGGUGAUUGCCGAGAUCCGCCGCAUAGCCGUCAACAAGUUGCGGGAAGCAUUUGCCGAAAAUCCGGAGGCUCAACGUAUCUUGUCCAAACAUGGUGUACCUGUUUCUUCAUCGCGGAACUUGUCUGAGACGUCGUAUAAUGCAGACAUUGGGACGAUGGAGAAUGAAGCCAAGACGAAGGGUGAUUUACUGGCCGCUCAAUAUGUAGAAAAGUAGAAUGAAGCAGCAAUAGCAGCAGCAGCUAUAGCGGCCGAGGCGGAAACGGGGGGAUGCCAAUUUUUGCGGCGGCCGCGUGUGAUGAUUGAUGACGUUUGGAUUUUAUUACGGCAUCGUAUCAGGUUUUGGUGAUAAUAAUCGUUCGAU
Molecule: messenger RNA, 2675 nt
Organism: Kockovaella imperatae
Lineage: Eukaryota; Fungi; Basidiomycota; Tremellomycetes; Tremellales; Cuniculitremaceae
Product: RHD3/Sey1
Exons: 12
Coding region: 129-2528 (799 amino acids)
Biological process (GO): endoplasmic reticulum membrane fusion
Cellular component (GO): endoplasmic reticulum
Molecular function (GO): GTPase activity; GTP binding
Source: RefSeq, a predicted model, not a curated record